AUGUGGCUGGCGUUUAAAGUAAAAAGCAUUUCGUCAGUCGCGUGCGGCUAUGCGUUGCGGUCGGAAAAAAAUAAAUUAUUGGUUGUUUUCCGACCGCGACGCAAAGCCGCACGCGUCUGACGAAGUAAUGUUUUUUACGCCAGCCACAUUUUUCAACCAAGAUUCCCCUUUGAACCUUGAAAAAAUUCGUUUUCUUCCCAUUUUUUUGCACAAAAUGGUGCGAGUAGUUUAAAUAUUAAUCCAGCCCAUAAAAAAGGGCCGUUUUGAAGUUUCUCUUUUUUUCUUAAGCUCAAAAAAAAUGAAAAAAAAAAAGAUUUGAUAAAUAUGGGGGAUUAUCCGAUUAGAACAACACAAAGUUUAUCCUGGCAAAAGCGAUUUUUGUAUGUUACGUGACAAAAAAUGGGGAACUAAAUACUAAUACCCGAGAGAGACAAAUAAGGGGCAGAAAUCUGAAAAUGACAGAAAAUAGGAGAGGAGAGCAGAAGAAGAAGGGCUCCGCCCAUUUUUGGUCGAUCUCGUAUUUAUUUUAGCCACGAAGAAGAAAAGACCGCCUUUUUAAUUGGGUUCGUCCUCAAUGGAAAUAAGAAGAAGAAAGAAAGAUGGGAUGACAAAAAAAAGAAGAAGAAUUGAUAUUUGUGAGGGUGGGAAUGAAGAAGAAGAAGAAAUAGAAGAGGAAAGGAAAGCAAUUGUUGUUUGGAGCAACACGCACAAAAAAAAAUAGCAAAAAAUAUAGAUAUAUAAAAAAGACAACGAAAACAUAUAUAUUUUUUUUGGACGAGGUAAAUACUCUGGCGAAAGGAAUUUUUAAACAUCAAAUAUGAAUGAUUUAAAGUUGAUGUGGGAGGAACUUGGAAUUUGUUAGUUUUUGAACUUGUGCUUGGAGAUUCGGGAAUUUCUGAAGUUUAGUAGCUUUCAGCUUCAGACUUGUGAAAACUUUUUCUGAAAUUUUUUUUCAGUAGCUUUAGACUUGUGAAGAUUUCUUCUGAAAGUUGAAAUAGCUUAAUCUAGUUAGCUGAACUCAUGUUGGAAUUAAUUCCAAUUAACUUUUGAGCUCACUUUCUGAUUUCUAGAGUGGAACGAAUUUUGAAUCUGAUAGUUUUUCUCUACAACUUCUGAAUCGAUUAGACUUCGAGAUCAAUCAAUAAAUUUCGAGCUACUGAAACAAAAUUUCAAAAAUAUUGGUCAGAUCCUCUUUUUGAGCUCCCCGGCCCCAAGGAUUUUUGAUUUUUUUUGCCUAGAAAAAUUCCUAGCCUGACUUUUGGUUCUCGCAAUUACCCUACUUCAAUUUUAUAUUUUUCGUUUCUAUUUUCACACGAUUCAAUUUUAAGUGUUCCAAAAUCAACAAAAGUUGUACUCAAACUUUACUCUUUCCUAUUUUUUUCCAAAGAAAAACAAGUCUUUUUUUUGCUCAAUGAUGAAAAAUCUCGAAAAAUUCGUCAUAAAUAAUCCCAAUUAGUCGAAAAUAUAAGUUUCUCUCAAAUAGAGUUAUUAUUAUUUUUUUUUAUUAUUCAGAAAAUAACCCAAAGAGAAGGGAAAAAAUAAAGGAAAACAUGACCUUUUUUGAAGGCGAAAAAGAAAAAGGAAGGUAGAUAUAUGAAUUUGUAAUUAGCUGGGAAAAAAUGGAAUAAAUAAAUAACCUGUGAUCGGAUAUUUUUUGCAGACAAAAUUAUUCGCAGACAGCAAAAGGAAAUUGACAAUUUCCAUGUUUCAGCCCCAAAAAAUGUGAUUUUUUUUCAGGAUGAACAACAGGAUGGGGACGAUGAGAUUGCGAUGAAUAAAUUUACGGUUGAGGCGAUUUUGGAGGGAUGUGAGACGUUGACUGAGGCAAAGUGAGUGGAAGUUAGGCUAAGUUAGUCAAGCAUCAGCGCCUAUAGAACCUUGUUGUCAAGGAGCCACGCCUAGAGAGUCAAAUCCUAAAGUAGCCGCGCCUAGAGAACCUAAAUUCCUAGGACUCAUAUCUAGAGAUCCUCUCUGGCAAGUAGCCGAGCCUAGAAAUGUCAAUUGUCAAGGAUCGGCGCCUAUAGAACCUUGUUGUCAAGGAUCGGCGCCUAUAGAACCUUGUUGUGAAGGAGUCACGCCUAGAGAACCUACAUUCCUAGGACCCGCAUCUAGAGAUCCUCUCUGGCAAGUAGCAAAGCUUAGAAAAUCCAAUUGUGAAGGAACGGCGCCUAUAGAACCCAGUUCUCAAGGAACCGCGCCUAGAGAACCUAAAUUCCUAAGACCCGCAUCUAGAGAUCAUCUCUGGCAAGUAGCCGAGCCUAGAAAUGUCAAUUGUCAAGGAUCGGCGCCUAUAGAACCUUGUUGUCAAGGAGUCGCGCCUAGAGAACCUAAAUUCCUAAGAACCGCAUCUAGAGAUCCUCUCUGACAAGGAACCGAGCCUAGAAAGUACAUUUAAGGCUUAAGGCUAGGCUAAACUAAUCCUAGAAGCCUGGUUUUUAUGAAAUCUAGACAUCUAAUUUUUUCUUUGAGCCGAUGAUUGAAGUUUAGCUUAACUCUAGCAUCAAACUCAAAAACACAAUUUUUUUCUGAAAUUCCAAGUUCUCUCUUUUUCUAUACACUAAAAUUAAAUGAGUUCUUAUAAAUUAAAUUAUACUAAAGAAAAAUUAAUUGUUUUUUCUUCGAACACACAAAAAAACAACAAAUAAUAUAUCUAAUUACAUAAAAAUAAAUAAAUUCGAAGAAAAAAAAAACAAAAAGAAAGGAAAUAGAUAGGGUAGGAUAGGGAUUAUUUGAUCCGCAUCUAAUUUUUGUCUAGGAACAAAAAUACGCGAAAAGAAAAGAUUGUGAAAAAGUGUGUGUGUUGGUUGAUCUGAAGUGAGUCAAUCACAUCACAUCACAUCUUUUUUUAUCACCUCAAAAAAUUUCUCUGCAGCGAGACAAGGGGAAAAAAAUCUAUUUUUGAGUGAUAUUUUUCUUACAGAUAUUUGAUGCAACACCUGUUCGAUUUGUGUCUCCAAAAAGCGGCGAUUGCGGCAAAAGUGGAAGCUGAGUUUAAGGUUUGUGUUGAAAAAUUUGAGAGAGAGAGAAAGGGAAAUGUGUGUUUUUUUCAAAACGUGACCCAUUUUGUGCUCUCAUAAUUUAUUCAUUCCAAAAAAAUUGUGUGUUUUUUUGAUGGAAAAAUGUGCACUUUUGUGUCAGCUAGAAUUAUAUAAUUUGCUGGUUUUAGAGAUCUUUGUGGUGACAAAAAACCAACAGGAAACUUGUCAGAAUCAGCGAUUUUACGAGGGGACGAAUAUUUAAUUAUUCAGAGAAUAGAGCAUUUUUUUGGGGGCUUUCUGGAUUUUGGCUCACAAAAAAAUCGGAUUUUAGGUGAAGAUCUUAAAAUCUUGCUCUAAAUUCCGAUUUCCUGGCAAUUAAAUCCAGGAUUUUUUUUUUUACAAAAAAAGUAUCUAACGAGACAUAUAUUAUCGAAAAUCUCAUCGGUACCACGCGCUCCACCGAAAUAAACACGCAACGCAGACCGCGCCGCGCCACAUCACACACAAAAAAAAGAACGAUUCAAAUACCCUCCCUUUUUGUGUGGCGCGACGCGGUCUGCGUUGCGUGUUUAUUUCGGUGGAGCGCGUGGUACCGAUGAGAUUUUCGAUAAUAUUUACAAUGUUUCUAUACAGUUUUUCACGCUGAGAAAGAUCCUGUUUUCAGGUUUUGCUCAGCAAAAAUGAGCCAAAAGUUGAGAAUUUCUGAAAAUUCGUGGUUUUUGAGAGCCCGGAAGUCAAGUUAGAGAUGAUUUCUAUGAGAAAUUGAAUACAGAGCGAUGUUCAGAAGGGUAGAUUUACCAAAGUCAUAAAAUUUGUUGUCAAAAUUUUCGAGUUUGGAAAAUGAACCCUCCUGAAGAUCGCCCUGUAUUUAGUUUUUGAUAAACUCUUCUCUAACAUGAGUUACGGGCUCUCAAAAACGCAAUUUUCAGAAAAUUCUCAAGUUUUGGCUCUUCAGAGAGUCGCUCACAAGGGAAGUGCAUAAGGGUAGGUGUUGAACUUUUUGUGCAAUUUGGUACACAUAUAGAUUCGAACCUGCUGAUCUUGAAUCUGUUUUCAAAAAUUGCCACAAGUGCACCCAAAUGGUGUUUUUCGCAAUCAAAAAAUCACCAUUUUUUUCUUCGUUUCAUAUAUCAAACAUUUGCAGGCAGAAAAAACAGGAGCGCGUAGCCGAGUGGUAAACACUCACGUCUUUGAAAUUUUAGGUUAUGGGAUCGAUCCCGCUCCAAGGCAAACUUUUUUUCAAUUUUUUUUCAAAUCCAUUUAUGAGUAUUUUAAAGGUGAAAUUUGAACGGAAAGAUGAAAUGAUCUCCAUUUGAUAACUUCUGAAAAAUGUUCUGAAUUUUUUUAAUGGUUAUGUUUCCAUGAUUUUGUUCUUUGUUUUCAUAAAUGGAUUUGCAAAAAAAAAUGGAAAAAAAAGUUUGCCUCGAAGCGGGAUCGAUCCCAUAACCUAAAAUUUCAAACGUGAUUGUUUACCACUCGACUACGCGCUCCUGUUUUUUCUGCCUGCAAAUGUUUGAUAUAUGAAACGAGGAAAAAAUGGUGAAUUUUCGAUGGCGCCAAACUGCUUUUGGGUGCACUUGUGGCAAUUUUUGAAAACGAAUUCGAGAUCAGCGGGUUCGAAUCUAUAUGUGUACUAAAUUGCAGAAAAAGUUCAACACCUAACCUUAUGCACUUCCCUUGUCAGCAAAAUCUGAACACGGGAUUUUUCUCAGCGUGAAAAACUGUGCAGAAUUAUUUUUUUCCUCGUAAGAAAUUUGUGAACAAAAUUAUUUUUUUGUCCAAAAUUUCACAAUUUUUACUUAUUUCGAAAUCUGCCAUUUUUUCUCACCGUGUAGAAAAAAGUCGAAAAAACGCACGAAAAGCCAUAAAAUCUUGUCUGAAAAAGAAUAAACAAAUAAAAGUGCGGCGCUGAGAAGAAAACAGCGAGAUUCAGAUCCACUUCAUGUUUGACCUUUUGUUCGCUUAUCUUUUUCCGCUUUGAAGAAAAAACGGCAAAAAUUAAAUUACCCAAGGAUGUAUUUUUAGAGAGAUGAAUGAAUAAUUCAGUAUUUUUUUUAGAAAAAAACCCAGAAAAAAGGAGAAGCGGCGUACUUGAAAUCGAAUCAUUGAGCCAAUUUUGGGCCCCAGAAAAGAAAGGAAAUUGCCUCUUUAUCCACAGAAAAAACAGUGUUUUUUCAUGCGAAAAAAUAAAAUAUACAUAUAUUUCUAGAGCCGCCCACCCCAAUAUUUUUCCCCGGGGAUUGGGCGAUUUUUAGCCAUUAGUUUUGGCCACAGAAAACAGAAAUGAAUAAGAUGAAGAGUGCUCUCCGCGCGCGAGAGCGAGAAAAAUGCAAUUAAAACAUGUGAAAUUGGAGAUUCACCCCAUUUCUUGAAGAAAAAAAUGACGAAUCUUGCUUCAUUUUUGCACUGAAGAAAAAUAAAUCUGACGAUUUUUUCUAGUAGUGUUCUGGAAAAACAGCGCGCGGAUAAGUUGUUUUUGAAAAACAUGCUUGAAAAAAAGCAAGUGACUUUAGAAGAAGGAGGAGAGAAAAAACAUAUGUAUUGAGUUUCGUUUCUUUUUUUUGGUCAUCUAGUUUUUGUUGUUGUUGAAAAAAAAUGGAAAAUAAUCACGUGUGAGCAAGAAUGGGCGGGGAAAAGUUUUUUUUAGAUAUUCAUUGGGAGAUGAGAGAAACAAUGGAGUUCUUAGAGGUCAGAUACAUAAAAAAUGUUGGAAUGUUCUUGAAGAGUUCAGAUGAUUUUUGAUAUUGGGAAAAUUUAUGUUGAGAAAAAAUGAUGGCGAGGGUUCUGAAAAAAUGGAAAAUUCAGAAUUGGACCUGGUUUUUUAAAGAAAAAUACUGAAUCUGGGCCAGAUUUUUAAAAAACUCGAUUUUUCAAGUUGGAAAAUGAUUUGAUUCAGAUUUUUCUUUGAAAAAUCAGACCUGGUCUUUUUUCAACUCGAAAUCCCUGAAAAUUUGGAAUUUCGAACUUUUUGCAUUGAAAAGUUAAAUUUGAAAUUCCUAUAAGUUUCGGGGAGAUUUUUCCAAACAAAAAAUUUUUGGACCAAAUUCUGACGGAUAUGGAAUUUAAUUUUUUUUGAAGAAAAAUGUUAAAUUUUUUAAAUUUUCAGGAAUUUCGAGUUGAAAAAACCAGGCGCUGAAUUCACAAAAGUGGUAAACCAAAAAUUGGUGAAGAAAAAAUUUGAGCGUACCACAAAAAAAUUUCAGCAAUUUUUGGUACGCUAAAUUUUUUCUUCACUAAUUUUUGGUAUACCAUUUUUGUGAAUUCGGCCUCUGGUCUUUUUUCAACUCGAAAUUCCUGAAAAUUUGAAAAAUUUAACAUUUUUCUUUACAAAAAUGAAAUUCCGAAUCCGGAUUCCGAUUCGGUAAGAUUUUUCAGAAAAAAAAUUUAUUUUCAACGAAAUUUUGAUAAAACUAUAGUUUAGUUUCACAAAUCUUCUUCACCUAAUCGAAUAUGAAUCCCAUUUUGAAAAUAUUUUCCCAGAUUUUUUUGAAUUUUUAAUAAGCUAUUUUUUUUUCAAAAUUUCGUAAUUCUUUUCUUUUUUGAAUAGGGAUUUUCAACGCACAAAAAAUGAGAGAAAGUUUCUAGGAAAUUUGGCUAAUUUAAAAACAUUUUAGUUUUUUCUGAAGUUAAGAAAAGAACAAACAAAUCAAUUUCCAAAAAAAAAUUCAACUUUCAUUGUUGUUUUUUUUGUGUGUGUCGAAAAAAAAUGUUGUUUUUGUUGGCCAAUUUCCGCCCCCGUUCGUGAGGUUUUCCUCCACAAAAAAGUAUGCACUUUCUACAAACAUUUUUCAAAUAUUAUUGUUGUUUUCGAUCGAAUUUCAGCAUUUUGUAGCUAGUUGAAAAUAAGUGCUGAAAAUUCCCAGCGGACCACGUCUUUUUUUUUUUCUUUGCCGAGCCAGGAACACGUCCAGUCACAAUUGUUUAUUCACUUCGUUUCGUUUUCGUCUCUUUUCUCAUCCUUUUCUUAUCUGGAUAAUUGAAUUCUUUUGUCAUCAUUGACCGCUUAAAAUUGGCUAUAAAUAAGAAAAAAUAAGGAAAAAUAAGGAAAAAAUGAAUUAAUGGAAAAAAAACAGGGGGAAUACGAUUUUAUGAAUUUUUAUGAAUACAAUAAAAUUUUGUUAUUUUUUCAGGAGUCGAAUGCUCGAAUUGAACAACUCGAACAACAAAAUGAAAUUGUUGUUAUCGCCGAAAAUUUGGCGAUGGAAGGAGGAGAUGAAGAUGGAGAAGGUGUGUGUUUUUGGGGGGAUUUUUUUGAAGGAAAAAUUGAAACUUGUCUAGGGCCCGCGCCUUGAGAUUCAUUCUAGCAAGGAGCCGUGCCUUGAGAGCGUCCAUGUCAAGUAUCCGAGCCUUGAGAGCAUCCAUGGCAAGUAGCCAAGCCUAGAAUUACAUUAUGGCAAGUAUCCGAGCUUAGUAACCCUAGUUGUCUAGUAGCCGCGCCGAAUGAACAUAAUUGUCUAGGGCCCACGCCUUGAGAUUCAUUUUGACAAGGAGCCGCGUCUUGAGAACUUCUAUUCCAAGUAGCCAAGCCUUGGAAGCUCGGUUGUCAAGUAGCCGCGUCUAAUGAACAUAAUUGUCUAGGGCCCGCGCCUAGAGAUCCAUUUUGACAAGAUGCCGCGCCUUGAAAAUUCAAUUGUCAAGGAUUAUUGCCUAGAAAGCUAUAAUAUAACUUUUCAAAAACUCAGAUUCAACAAUUCAGGAUUUUUUUUAUUGAUUUUUUUCACCAGAAUUGAAAUUUACGCAGCUCUCUGAAAUCAUAAAUUUCCAUUUUCCCCAAAAAAAACUUUUUUUCUGCAAAUUUUCCCUACUUCCUCCAAAGGGCGUUCUUUGUGAUUGCUUGCACUUUUCUGCAAAUUUAUUUCAAGUUUAAUGAGCUACAGUAUUCUUGCUCAUUAAAAGCUUUUAGUCAUUUUUUCCAACCAAGAGAGAGAGAAAAAUCGAAAGUUGGGCAAUAUACACGCACAUAAAAAUUUUCGGCCAUUUUAUUUGGCACAUAAAAAUAGUGGGCUUUCUUUCUGUGUGCUCACACAUUAUAUUAUAUUACAUAUGAAAACAUGACAAGAAAAGAAAAUAUGAAAGGGGUUUCAGAAAAUUCGGGAAGAAAAUCACAAACAUCAAGUGUUUCACCGACUGUCAUCGAAGAAUCAUUGCAAAAUGUGAAGAUCCGAAGACAUACAGCAACUCAGGAAGAAUUAUUGUAUCCAUCGGAAGUUGUUGAACAAUCUGAAGAAACGACGAAGAAAAAGAAAAUGUGGGUUCUUUUUUUUUUGGAGAAAAAAAAUGAGAAAAAAGGAAUAAUUGAGAUGGGUUGGAAAAUGUUUGUGGAUUUAUUAAGGGAGGAAAAAUUAGAGGAAUUUUUAUUUUAAAGUCUAGAAAAGCCUGAAAUUUUUGAUAUUAUUCAGGAAUUCGUGAAUUUAAUUUUUUGAAAAUUGAAUUAUUACUGAGGUAGGGGAAAUUCGGAACUUUUCAAAAAUUAUUUUUUUGAAAUUCUAGAAAUUUUGCUCAAAAAUUCCUUGAAAAAUUAGAAUUAGAAGCCUAAAAAUUCGGAAUUUUUCAAAAAUAUAAUCAAAAAUUAUUGUUUUUUUUGAAAUUCUAGAAAUUGUGCUCAAAGUCUGGUAAUUUUGAUAUUAAUUCUAAUUAACGAAACCCUAAAUUUAAUUUUUCGAAAAUUGACAUUUUAAAAUAAGAAAGUUCAAAAAAAAACUGCUCAGAAAUAAGAUUUCUGAAAUUUUUCAUAAAUUUAAGACAGAAAAAAAGUUUUUUCAAAAAUCUUUUUUAGUUUGAAGUUUUAGACCAAAUUUCAAUUUUAAAAGUAAUUUUACACUGAAUUUUGUUUUUCUGAAAAGGUUUAGAGCAAUUUUUUCUAGAUCCCUGAACCCCUAACCUAAUAUUUAACUUCCCUCCUAAAUCCAUGAAAUUUUCCAACCUAAUCAAUCAAUAAUCCUUAAAACCAUACACAAUCCACCCGAAAUUUGCACCCAUUUCUCCCGAUUUUCCCUCUCCUUUCCUUUUUGCCACGUGUCUUGUCUAUAUUCAUAUUUAUGUUUUUGUACAUAUAUUUAUAUUUCGAUGUAGUGAUGUCCGCCUGGAAUUUGCAGCUCGAAUUCAAUCGCGGUGCAACCCUCAACAUCGGCCCCGAAUUUUCAACGAAAUUCGAAGCAACGAAGUACUGUUGGUGGAAGAUUAGGGAAUUGUAAUGGUGGCGGGUUUAGACAGCAGCAAAAUCGAAAAGGGUGAGCAGAAUUGGUGGAUUUUUGAAGGAAUAUCUAACGCUUUUGUAAAUAUAUAGUGAAUUUAUGUUGUCUUUUUAGAGGAAAAGAAACAUUAAGCAGAUUGGCAUCUGUUCAAGAGGAUUGUUGUUUUGCAUCAACAUCGAAUCAACAACCAACAACAAGUUUAUCAGCCACAUAUCCGCCAACUCGCUCGAAAUCUACACUUAACUCAACUUCAAUGACCAACAAAAAAUUAACCAGUAACAAUAGCACGAAAUCGGUUUUCGCUCGAAUUUCGCCGUCGUGGUUGAAUGAUACUUGUGCUGAAUUGAUAAUGAAAAAUAAUCGGUUCGCUUUUUUGUAGUUGUGCACCUUUUGUUUUUCUUCUCUAGUUAUUUGUCCUUUUUAACAAAUCUUUUUUGGGUGGAUUUUGCCAGGGGUUACUGUAGGGGGUUUUGAUGGGAAUUUUAGAGAAAAUUAAUUUUUUCAAAAGUUUUUUCCAGCGCGAAAAAAUUAUCUAGAAAUUUUCCCUAAACCCUGAGAAAUCUAGAAAAAAUUUGAAAUUCAGAAAAAAAUCUUGAAAAAAUUAUUUUGAAACUUUUUUUCCCAGAAAAUCACAAUUAUUAGUACAAAAAAAUUCCGAAAAAAAUCAUUAAAAUAAUUUUUUCUCGAAAUAUUUUCAGAAAAACUGAUUUACAGCUUUUUCUAGAUUUUCUUAAAAGUUCAGGCUUCAAAACUCAUUGAAAUCAAGUUUUAAAUUUUCAGUGCAAAAAAAGAAAACCUGAAAAAGACUUUUGAUUUUUUAAAUUUGGAAAUUCAGAAAAAAAUCUUGAAAAAAAAUUAUUUUGAAAUUUUUUUUUCAGAAACUUCUAAAUAUGGAUUUUCAGAAAAAACCUCACAAAAAGCACAAUUUUAGUCCAAAAUUUUUUUAAAGAAAAAUUUAUCCGAAAUUUUUUCCCCGAAAUAUCUUGAAAUUCCAGAAAACUAAUUUUCGGAUUUUUUUUUGGAAAAUUUUUGGACACAAAAAUUGGGAUAAAAAUUUUCUCAAAGUUCAGAAGUUUCUAAAAAAAAUUAAAAUUUCAAAAUCUUAUUUUUAGCUUUUUUGAAAAUUUCUAAUUUCAGCCAAAAAUUCCAGUCAAAACCUACAGUAGUCUCUCCCCAAUUUUUCCCAAUCUCCAAAUAUUCCUUGUUUUUUUCCAGAAGACAUAGUCGAAUUGCGCCAGUCAAAGAUGGAAUGCGUGGAAGUGUAGUUAGUCGAACUCAUACUUUAGAAGGACAUGCCAAAGGUGUAUUAUCAGUUGAUGUGUCAAAUGAGAAUUUGAUGAUAACUGGAUCGAAAGAUCGAACUGCGAAGUUAUGGGAUAUUGAAGCGGGAAAAGAGAUUCGAACUCUUGGAGUUCAUCCGAAUAAUGUGCAUUUGGUCAAAUUCGUGCCGUUUUCAAAUCUUGUCUUCACAUUUUCAAUGUUUGAAGGAAGAGCUUGGGAUUAUCGAUCACCUGAUUGUAUAUGUGUAAAAGUGAUCAAUUCAAGUGGACAAGUCAAUGAUGGAAGUUCGAUUGAUGUGACAUCUGUAAUGCCAAGACAGAAUUCGAUUCCAUUUUUAGAAUCUGUUAUAACUGCAGCUGAUGUUGAUCCAACUGGACAAAUGCUAUUCACUUCGUUCUCUGCAUUUGUUCGAGUUUGGAAUUUGAGAGAAUGGAAACCGUUGGGAAGAUUGAAUGCGGCAUCGCAUAGUCCGAAAUCUGAAGUUUCUUGUUUGAAAACGACGAUGACAUCGGAAGGAAGUAUUUUGGCGUAUACUGGAAGUCGAGAUCAUUAUGUGAAAGAGUAUGAAGUUGGAACUGGUGUUGGAAUUAUUGAAUCGAAGUCUGAAUUCACACCGCCACAUUAUGAUAAUGUGACGGCGGUUUUGCCGUUGAAUGGAUAUUUGUAUACGGCUUCUAAGGAUUUGGUGAGUGAGAUUUUUCUACAAAAACAAUUCCACGUCAUAAGUUUUUUGAAUACGAGUUUCAAAGGUUUUUUCGAAAGCUCUAGAACUACUUCAACAUCAGGAAAAUCUGCCACGUCAUAACCUAACCCUUUGGAUCAAAAAUCUGAAUUUUCAAAUUUUCGAAAAUUAAAAAAAAAUUUGCGUUCAAAAAUUCCACGUCAUAACCCUUUGGAUUAAAAUUCUGAAUUUUCAAAUUUUGGAAAAUUUUAGAAAUUUUUGCGUUUAAAAUUCCACGUCAUAACCUAAAAUAAAAGUUUGAAUUUUCUGAAAUAAUUUUUGAAAAUUCACACUUUUACUCUUUUAAUUCAGGUUGUGACGUGGAAUUUUUUGAACGCAAAAAUUUUUAAAAUUUGAAAAUUCAGAAUUUUGAUCCAAAGGGUUAGGUAUGACGUGGCAGAUUUUCCCGUGAUCGUUUUCAAAAAAGUUAUGGCGUGGAAUGUAUUAUGGAAUUUUGAGCUCAAAAAGUUCUAAAAUUUUCCAAAAAAGUGAAAAUUCAGAAUUUUGAUCCAAAGGAUUUUCCGAAUUUCCAGAAUUGGAUCAAAAUUUGAAAAUUAAUUUCAAAAAUUAAUUUCACAAAAAAAAAUCUAAAUCUAAAAUUAAGAAUUUAUUCACAGAUUGAAAAAAUUUCAGAUUCAUCAUUUUUAUCCAUAAAAUUGAGCUAGAUCCUGAAAUGUUGUGAAAAGUUCAGAAUUUCAAAAAACUGUAAUUUUUUAUAUAUAAUUUAGGCUAUGACGUGGAAUUUUUGAAGGCAAAAAUUUUUAAAAUUUUCAAAAAUUUGAAAAUUCAGAAUUUUGAUCCAAAGGGUUAGGUUAUGACGUGGCAGAUUUUCCCGUAUGCGUUUUCAAAAAAGUUAUGACGUGGAAUUUUGGUUUUAAAAAACUUCCAAGAAGUUUUCCAAAACAUUUUGAUCUGAAAACUUUGAAAAAAUUAUGACGUGGCAAAUUUUAGCUUUUAUUUUCCAGGUUUUUUGAAUCAAGAAAAAAAAUAUUUCAAAAAAAAAUCUAAUUUUCAAAUUCCUUAUAUUUAAAUUCCCUAAUUUUCCAGAACAUAAUGAAAUUCUCCCUGACCGAUGGAAAACGUGAACAUCUCGAACUCCGCGCCCAUCAACAAUACAUCCAAUCCCUCGUCUCACUAGGAAAUCAAAAAGGCAAAGAACAUUUGGUAUCAGCCUGCAAAGAUGGAACUGUUAGAUUCUGGGAUGUUAGUAACAAAAUGCGAUUGGUUGAAGAAUACUCGAAAGCACAUUCGGAUUCGAUAAAUGAUAUGAGCACAAAAAAUAAUAUGCUUUUUACGGCGUCCAGUGAUUCAACUGUUGGAUUUUGGAAAUUGAAUUGA
Caenorhabditis angaria is the source of this 12512-nucleotide messenger RNA. The record is from the annotation of a GenBank genome assembly. NCBI's taxonomy places the organism in Eukaryota, Metazoa, Nematoda, Chromadorea, Rhabditida, Rhabditidae.